Messenger RNA from Lingula anatina, 2409 nucleotides. RefSeq lists its product as uncharacterized. Lineage: Eukaryota; Metazoa; Brachiopoda; Lingulata; Lingulida; Lingulidae. The record is from RefSeq and is a predicted model, not a curated record.
GGAUUCAUGGGAUGAUUCAGAGGCAGAGGAAAGGGUGUUAGCAGAAUUGCGCCAGGAUUUGAAGAAAGGCCAAACCACUAUAGAUGUAGAACCAGAGGACCAAAAUCAAAAGUCUGGAAGUUCUUUAAAGAGCUUCAAAAACCUUGGAAGUAAACUCAGUCAGAAAUUCAAGAAAAGUCCAAAACAUCAGGCUAAUACGUCACAAGAAGUUCUAGUUGAAAAUAUGCCUGAGCAAGACAACACCUCUCCUCUGCACCACUUUGCUGUAGUUAGUAAGCCUAAUGAAGACGUAAAUGGAAAGGAUCCAAACCAAAUAAAGAAAGAGAGAAAAGUCAAAACAGUAGUUCAUCACACUGAUCCUGAUGAUAAUAAAUAUGUGUACUACUUUGAAGACAGUAGCACAGAGUACUAUGCAGCCAGGCCAGAUGAGGUAGAUGCAGCUCUGCCAAAGAUUGCAGACAAGGCAGAGAUGAUCUCAAGGAGGAUUGCCUUGGAGUUUUUUGGUGUCCUAAGGCUUAUUGUUGGAUUCUUCAUUAUAUUUGUGGUGGAGCUAUACAGAUUUGUGAUGCGACACAUCCUUCAUCCAAUUCUUGUUGGGAUCCUAGUCGUUACUGGGGACUACCUCAUCAAACCAGUCUUGUCAGCCAUCUUUAAUGGUAUCUUGCAACCAGUUUCUAUAUUUUUAUACAAUUUAUUUGUAGCCUUACGGACUGGACUUAAUCCCUUGAUAGAUAUCAUCAAUGGAUUUGCUCGCCAGGUGGCCGUGAUACUGGGAGCUUUUAGACUUGUGGUUGUCAAUAACACUCAUAACCACUAUGAAAGACAUGUCCAAGAUGUAUAGUUUUAUAUUCAUUACUUUUUUAUUGAUUUCUGUGAUAGAAAGUUAAAGAGGGCAUAAUAGUUAUGAAGAAUAUUAAUUAUUAUAAUAAAAUUUUUUUUUCCAACAUGAAUCCUGCCUGACUAUGUAUGACAUUCAUGAAAUUGAUGUCAUUGCGCCCUUUAAAUGUAUAAAAUGUCUGAAAGUUGAAAGGGCUAAUAUAGUGUAUUAGGGGCUUUCUUUCAUGGUGUUAACCAAACAUUGAUGUGCAGGAGGAAGAUGAAUCAGUCAGUAGUGUUUUUCGGGUUGACAAAAAAGAAAAAAAAGUGAAACUCGGUUAAAGGUAUCAUAAUUAAGGAGAGCCCUAUAACACAAUGUACUUGCUGGCCUUUUUAUUUUAGCAAUCAACUGAAUUAUAUCUAUACACUUAUUUGUAGAGAUGAAUUUAUAAUAGUUCUGCUGAUAAAUAUUUAUUCAUGUUGACAAUUUUUACAAGCGAGCUUCUUUAAUGAAACCACUUGUAUAUACUGGAGUGGUUCAGGCAUUUCCAUAUUUGUUGACGUUUCUUAUUGAAGCCAGAUUUUACAUUAUUUUUUAUGUGUGUGUGCCUGUAUCUUUAGUGUUUGUGAAAUGAAUUUCACUACCAAACGUUUUGUGUGAAUGUGUUCUUUUGUUAUAGUUUUUGUGUUGCAUUUAAAAAUUUGUUCCAAGUGUCUACUCUUCUAGGGCUAGUUUCCUGAAGAUAAAUUUAGGAUAAAUUCACUAAAAUAAAGCUGAUCUAGAACAUUACUGUAUAUUUUACAGUGCAUUUCCUUAUAAAUUUUCAUAUAUCUGACAGAUAAUAUAAAAUGAAACAUCUUGACAUUUGUUCUUCAUUUGAAUUCAAGUUAUGUAAUAUUGAAACCAGAGUAACAUUUUAUAUAUGGUACCGUCCAAGAUAUAAUUUUUGUUCUAAAGAAAACCAGAAUAAAGGCCAGGAUGUUUCUGUUUUUUUAUUGUUAGGAUAUGUACAAUCGUUUCACCAAAAUGAAAACUGCUAUAUGAAUUAAAAUAUAUUUUAUUGCACUGUUCAGGUAUUGAAAAACUUUAGCUGUGUUUUGCUGUUUGUAUGCUUAUCAACAAAUUAACUAAUUAAUUGAUUAAUUUAUUGAAACAUCAACAGUGUAUACAGAAAUUUUAUUUUUGAAAAUUAAAUUCAUAUAAAAUCUAAAACAUAUCUCUGUUGUUUGCUUCAUUUCAUGAAAUAACUGUAAAGCAGUACCCUCUACCUGGGCCGCAGAUAGAUUUUUAGUAGAUAUUCACUGAUAUGUCUCUGGAUGAAUUGAUGGAACUUUUCUGAACUGUGACCCUGUAAUGAAAUCUCAAGGAUGAUUACUAGCUGGUAAUUGUUUGCACAACUACUGAGGCACUGUCAUUUAACAAGUCCCUUCCAAGUCCCCUGAUAGUAAUCAAGGCAGUUAAUUGCUCUGACCUUAAUAACUUGCUCUUCUGUGACAAAUAAAAAUAAGAAUAAGCUUGAUAUUUCAGAGUGUUUCCUCAAACCACGACUUGUUUCAGCAGACAGCCAAGCCAAGCCAGGGCCAGUAACCUGA